Vitis vinifera (wine grape) is the source of this 1738-nucleotide messenger RNA. RefSeq names its product fasciclin-like arabinogalactan protein 21. The record is from RefSeq and is a predicted model, not a curated record. The transcript has a single exon. Bases 577 to 1641 code for a protein of 354 amino acids. Lineage: Eukaryota; Viridiplantae; Streptophyta; Magnoliopsida; Vitales; Vitaceae.
UCUAAAAUUUGUUAAAUAUCUAUGUUUUUUUUCAAAAACACUUUUUAUAUUAAAAAUGCUUCUUAGAAUUAUUAUGAAACAUACUCUUAGUCAUAACCCAUAAGAUUUGUAUUUUUUUACUUUUUUCUUUUUAUGGUCAGAGGUUAUAGAGGUUAUGAGUUAAAAAAGCAAAGGGAUUCAUUGUACCACCAUUAAUGAUAAUAGUAAAUCAAAUAUUAUACUAAUAAGAAAAAAAGAAAAGAAUUAUUGAAAGUCUGCAGAGAUGUGCUCUUUUAAGAGAAUGGACAAAAGUUGAUUGCACCAUAGGUUGCAUCACUAUUGGAUUUAAUGGGCCUUUCUGGAGGCCCAUCCCACCCAGCUAGAAAACUUGCUGGGCUAAGAGGAAUGUUCUCAGUGCGGCCCUUGGGCCCACUUGGGCUUGGUUCACAUUUCUGAUGGGGGUACUUCUUAAUGCUUGGAAGUAUAUCCCUUUUAACAAAAAUUGCCCAUUGACAAAGUUUAAUAAUCAUUUUAAAAAAUUUAGAGUAACAAUUCAAGUAAUUCUUGAACUGCUCACAAAAAAAUCUGUGCAGAGUGAUGGGGAGAUCUUGCUCUCACUGGUGGCAUGCACCAGUCUACUUCACCAUCUCCAUAGCCCUAGCUUUCAUAGCAAUCUCCACACCUCUGCAUUCCAAUCUCAAGAAUGCAGCAUCUCCGCCACCCUCUAAUUCCAUCACCCACCACCUCUUAUCCAAUGCCUCCCGAGCUCUCCGGCGAUCAGGCUUCACCGUCAUCGCCACUCUUCUUCAGGUCUCCCCUGAACUAUUCCUUUCUUCUCAUGAAUAUUUCACCAUCUUUGCCAUCAAAGACUCCGCCAUCUCCAACUUCUCCCUCCCUCCAUGGCUCAUGAAACACCUCUUUCACUACCAUACCUCUCCUUCCAAGCUCUCUAUGCACGACCUCUUGGAGAAACCCCCAGGAAGCUGCCUCUCGACGCUUCUGCAACACAAGAAACUCUCAAUCACCAAGACUGAUGCGACCCAGAGGUCGGUGGAGAUCAACCAUGUCUUGGUGUCUCAUCCUGAUGUCUUUCUUGGAGGACCUAUCUCAGUUCAUGGCGUUCUUGGGCCAUUCUCUCCAUUGAAUCCCCAAGAUUUCCAAGAAUCUCAAUGGGGUUCUAUCCAAACACCCAUCUGUGGUUCCAACUCCAGCGUUGUGGAGUUCAGGAACUUGGUGGAGUGGCCUAAGAUCAUCAGAAUGCUGAGCUCAAACGGUUUCGUCUCUUUCGCAGUUGGACUACACACUGUUCUUGGUGGGGUUGCUCAAGAUUUCACAAGCUUGAGCUGUGCCACCAUCUUUGCCCCUCCAGACUUGGCUCUGUCAGCUUCUCCUUCGCCAUUGCUGGACAGAAUUGUGAGGUUUCACAUACUUCCUCGGAGGCUUUCGUAUAUCGAACUCGCUUCAUUGCCCCAGAAAGCAAAGAUUGGAACCCUUCUCCCUGAUCGUGAUCUUGAGGUUACUGGAAGAGUGAAGAACUCUUCUCAAGUGUUGGUCAUCAAUGGAGUAGACAUAGUGGCACCUGAUGUUUUCUCAUCCAAGAAGUUCAUCAUCCAUGUAAUAUCUCGAGCUUUCAAGCUAGCUGAGCUUCCCAAUGCCUUCUGAUUUAGUACGUAUAGGUGCUGGUAAUGGCGAUUUAUGAUUUCCAUCCAGUUCAAUUCAUCUUUUAUGGUUUUAAAUUCAAAGAAAAAUUGGUUCUACA